This is a messenger RNA of Branchiostoma floridae (Florida lancelet), 2369 nucleotides long. RefSeq names its product galactose-3-O-sulfotransferase 2-like. Bases 410 to 1786 code for a protein of 458 amino acids. Gene Ontology annotation, biological process: glycolipid biosynthetic process. The transcript has 3 exons. The record is from RefSeq and is a predicted model, not a curated record. Gene Ontology annotation, cellular component: membrane. Gene Ontology annotation, molecular function: galactosylceramide sulfotransferase activity. Lineage: Eukaryota; Metazoa; Chordata; Leptocardii; Amphioxiformes; Branchiostomatidae.
AUGGUUUUAGAGUGAGUGCAUAACGAUCGCUCGCUGGGCUCGCGAAAUUUAAGAUAGACAAGACAGAUGUUUCGUCUGCUUGGGCAAUGAAGCACCAAUCCCAGACGGGUCACUCCGAACACUGGUGAAUCAUUUAUCUCGCCCAGUGGUCAGAGAUGUAAUCGCUUGGGCUUCUAAGUGCGUAUUGCUGCACUCGGAAAUGUAUCCUUGGACACUCCUACCGCAUCAGAACGUACACCGUUUUGAACCGUGAUAUUCAUUGAUGAGGAGACCGCAUCCAACGGCACCGUGGUGCUGUGUAUAAAAACGUACGGUGCAUAGAAAAACGAGGUAGAUAAUUUGUGAGUCAGCGUGUAGCACUGGCUGCAAUCUGAGACACUUCGUUUGGAAGGAGGACCCAGAAUUGGAGAUGGCGGGCCUUCGAUCGGACGUGCUUGGGGUACGGAGGGGUAAAACUGGAUGGAGACCACCUGAGAGGAGGGCAGCAGGAGAAAUGUGCCCCUCGCAAUGGAAGCACGCCUUUAUGGUGACGUCAGCAGUAUGUGUGCUCGUGUGGGUGGGGAUGUACAAUGGCGGGCACACCGUGUAUUACCCGUCAGGCUUCAGUCCCGAAAACUCGGAGCGCACCCCGUUGCCAUGCCGACCGUGCCAAGAACACACCAACCUCGCCUUUGUCAAAGUUCACAAGGCCGGGGGAACGACACUCACGUGUCUUCUCCAGCGCUUCGGCGAUCUUCGGAACCUGUCGUUCGUGCUUCCUCGGAAAGGGAUCAACUUGGGCUGGCCCAAGCAGAUGAGCGAGAGUGACUUUCUACCCUCCUUGACUGGAGAAUACAACAUUCUUGUACAACACGUUGUGUUCAAUAAAUCUACAAUAGGCAGUGUCAUGCCCAGGGAUACGAAGUAUAUCACUACAAUACGAGAACCGUUCAGUCAUCUAAAAUCCGUCUUUAACUGGUACAAACUCGCCAGAGUCUACAGAGUCCUCGGUAAAAAUCCUGUCGGAGAAUUUCUCAAGUCGCCGGCGAUGUACGAAGCACGGCGUCGCGAUAUAAUACCCUCUAAAACAAGGAACUUCAUGGCUUUUGACUUGGGGUUUCCAAUCCGAACUCAAUCGGACAACGACACCGCAAUAAAGGAGUUUAUUAGCAAGAUGGAUGAAGAUUUUGUGCUAGUGAUUAUUCUGGAGCAUUUGGAUGAAUCGUUGGUUUUGCUGAAGCGGUAUCUUUGCUGGUCCUUGUCAGAUAUUUUAUACUGGAGACAGAACAAGAGGAACUACCAGUAUAAGGGAACGAAGCUUACCACCAAGCAGAGGAGGAUACAUCAGAAGUGGUCCAACGUUGACUACGCGUUAUACAAUCACUUUAACGCCACCUUGUGGAAAAAGAUUGAAGAGCAGGGGCCGGAUUUCUGGGAGGAAGUUCGCCACUUCGAGGCACUACACAAUGACGUCAUGCAUUUUUGCCAGUCGUCGCGGUCUAUGUUGAACAUACGUGUCGGGGCGUCUAGGUGGAACGAAGAAUUCUACGUAGAUUCAAGAUACUGUGCCAAGUUGAAGUUGUGGUCAAUACAUUAUUUAAACUAUCUGAGAAAAAGGUAUUACUUUCAACGAGUAAAGAUGAUCAAAAGCAAGGCUUCCGUUCACCACGUUUCGGUUCAGAAACGAAGUCACUGCUUUUCUGGGUCCAAUAAUGCUACUUUCACCAACAGAACUGCUAGUACUUUGGUAGAUAACAUGUCAACAGUGCCUUAUACAGAUGAUGACAUAAAAAAGAAAAGAAACUAGGAAGAAAAAAAUCAACGAUACAAUAAAACUGUUGCUGUGAUUUUAAUAACGAUUUAAAUAUUGUCUUGAUUUUGAUAACAGUCAAAGAGAUUACUGUUGUACACCAAAUAGCACUUACUCAAGCAACUGGAUAUGACUGGACAAAAUUAUGUGUAGUUGCUUGAGUAAUUGCUAUUUUGCGUAUCUUAUUACCUGGAUGUCUAACAUUCAUCUACAUAUUACUGUUGUACAAUACAAAUGUAUCCGCCCUAUCCAUACUAUGUAUGUAAUUACUAUGUAUGUAUGUAAAUUGUCUAUAUGGACGCCAAUUUUUCGUCCGUCAAUGAUGGCUGCUUUACACUUUAUAUUUCUUACAUGUGUGAAUAGAAAUCUAAUGUCAAGGACUAAAAAUAAACGAAUAAAAAUAUCAAUUUAUGUCUUUGAAAAAAUUGUGUGAUUAAGUCAGCUUACUUCACGGAUUGGAAAUAUGUAUUAGCUUGAGUGGAUCACAUUAUGACCACCUGUUCCAAGAAUCCAAGAUGGCGGACGUCAGCAAGGAAGUGUAUUUUGCACGACGUUGGAGUUUAUCUGACAAAUAUGUGCU